UAUAUACCUGAUUUGAUAUGAUAGUGGUUAUGCAUGCAUGUUAAUUGUGGCUUUCUUAUUUAGGGAAACCAGAAUGAUGAGUACCAAGGGUGUGCUGGGGUCUCCAAAGCCAGCCAAGAGGGUCAAGCUGACCUCAGUGGAGCCAACACGAGACGAGCUGCUGGAAGAGAGAAAGAAACUGCCCAUUUUUCCUGCCAAGGGGAAACUGCUGCAAAAUGUGCAACAAGUCAGCACUGCUAUUAUCAUUGGAGAGACUGGUUGUGGCAAGACAACCCAAAUCCCACAGUUUCUGUACAAGGCAGGGAUGCACCGCAACCACACCAUUGCAAUAACACAGCCGCGACGAGUGGCUGCCAUUAGUAUUGCUGAGCGUGUAUCGAAAGAAAUGGGUACAGAGUUGGGUCAGACAGUUGGAUAUUGUGUACGAUUUGAAGAUGUCAGUUGUCAGGCAACAAAAAUACGCUUUAUGACAGAUGGAAUGUUAUUACGUGAGUCAACACUCGAUCCAUUACUGAAGCGUUACUCCUUUGUCAUAUUAGACGAAGCUCAUGAAAGGACGGUCCACACAGACGUGCUCUUCGGUGUUGUGAAGGGGGCUCAGAAACGACGCCGAGCGAAAGGACUUCCACAAUUGAAAAUAUUAGUCAUGUCUGCCACCAUGGAUGUUGAUCAAUUUUCUCAGUACUUCGAUUGCGCCCCAGUAUUUUAUCUUGAAGGACGCCAGUAUCCCAUUCAGGUAAAAUACUCAGUUCAGUCCCAAAGUGACUACCUCUUUUCAGCUCUGGUGGCCGUCAUGCAAAUCCACCAGGAGGCGCCACUGGGACAGGACAUCCUGGUAUUUCUGACAGGCCAAGAGGAGAUCGAGUCUGCAGUUCACACGCUCAGGGAUAUCGUUAAGGACGUAACCAAGCAAUACGCACCCAUGAUCGUCUGCCCAAUGUAUGCAGCUCUUCCAACUGGGCAACAGAUGAGAAUCUUUCAGCCGACACCAGGGGGCGUUCGCAAGGUCAUCGUCGCGACAAACAUCGCAGAAACCUCAGUAACCAUUCCAAACAUAAAAUUUGUUGUUGACACAGGCAUGGUGAAAGCCAAGAUCUUUAACCCUAAUAGCGGCUUGGAUAUGCUGAAAGUUUGCUGGGUUUCCAAAUCUCAAGCAUGGCAGCGUACGGGGAGAGCAGGGCGCGAGGCCCCGGGCACGUGCUAUCGAUUGUACACAGAGGAGGAAUUCGAACAGUUUUCCACAAACACAAUCCCUGAAAUACAGCGCUGUAAUCUGUCCAGUGUGAUACUGCAGCUUCUGGCGUUAGGAAUCUCCGAUAUCGUCCAUUUUGAUUUCAUGGACAAGCCGCGACCGGAAGCCAUCUUGGCGGCUCUGGACCAACUGGUUCUUCUUGGCGCCGUGGAGAAACAAGAAAAAGUCCAGCUAACUCUGUUAGGUCGACAACUUGCUGCUUUCCCCCUUGACCCUCGCCUGUCUCGCGUGCUGCUGGGAGCGAAGGAGUUCGAUUGUCUUGAGGAAAUGUUGACUGUUGUUUCAUUGUUGUCUGUGGAGUCCGUGUUCCACACGCCUUAUAAUAAACGCGACACUGCGCACGCUGCCAGACAGAAGUUUAUUUCCAGCGAGGGGGAUCACUUGACGCUGUUGAAUGUUUACAGGGCGUACAAAGGCGUCAAGGGCGACAAACAGUGGUGUCAGGAAAACUUCAUCAACGCCCGCAACAUGCAGACGGCGUCUCAGAUACGCAAACAGCUGCGCGAGAUAUGUGUGCACCUUCAACUCCCAUUCAAAUCAUGCGGACAAAACACGGGGGUCAUACGCAAGUGUCUUUGUCACGGAUUUUUCACAAACGCUGCGGAGUUACAGCACGAAGGAGUAUAUAAGACCGUGGCGUCUAAGAAAACGGUGGUCAUUCACCCAUCUUCUUCACUGUUCAUGCGGAAGCCGGGCUGUGUCAUUUACAAUGAGCUGGUACAGACCAGUAAGUGUUAUAUGAGGAACUUAAGCGUGGUGGACCCACAGUGGCUGUACGAGGCGGCCCCGACGUAUUUCAAGAGGAAAAAGACGGCUAACUAGACGUAUUUCAAGAGGAAAAAGACGGCUAACUAGACUGAUUAAGUAUACCAAUAUUGAGGCAUUUGGCCUAGAAUGAUGAAGGGGGAUAUUUGAAGAAGAAUGUAUUUAAUGUUGAUGAUUAGUACAUAUUUCUAACUUUGUGUUACUUCCAUUAAGUAAGAGGAUACAAUAUUCUGUAUUUUUUAAACAAUUUUUACUCCUGCAUUAAAGCUGUUAUCGACAUCUGAUUGGGAAAGAUAUAAAAUACUGUGUUGAAUA
Lingula anatina is the source of this 2332-nucleotide messenger RNA. RefSeq names its product ATP-dependent RNA helicase DHX33. The record is from RefSeq and is a predicted model, not a curated record. Gene Ontology annotation, molecular function: helicase activity; double-stranded RNA binding; ATP binding. Gene Ontology annotation, biological process: positive regulation of transcription by RNA polymerase I. NCBI's taxonomy places the organism in Eukaryota, Metazoa, Brachiopoda, Lingulata, Lingulida, Lingulidae. Gene Ontology annotation, cellular component: intracellular anatomical structure; nucleolus.